Messenger RNA from Mugil cephalus (flathead mullet), 7542 nucleotides. Its product is annotated as NLR family CARD domain-containing protein 3-like. Lineage: Eukaryota; Metazoa; Chordata; Actinopteri; Mugiliformes; Mugilidae. Bases 2926 to 6372 code for a protein of 1148 amino acids. The transcript has 17 exons. The record is from RefSeq and is a predicted model, not a curated record. Gene Ontology annotation, molecular function: protein binding.
GUGACGAAAUGGAGGAGCGUUUAAACGUCGAGUCGGCAGCUGCAGCGCCGGCAGCGGAGGUAGACCUAGUCGAGGAGGAGGAAAAGCAGUAGCUUGUUCCAAAGAGAAAUGCGUUUUUAAUCGUGUGACAUUAUUUUGGUUUUAACAAGGAGGAUACUGAAAAAUUAUAAAUCUAAGUUGUGCAAAAACACUGUUGUCACCAGCCAGAGCAAUACAUCUAAACUUUUCCACCACCUGCAAUACAAUCAUGUGGUUGAAUUCGAACUCCCUCUCUGCUCCGAUGAUGUUGGUUCCAUUGAUCAAAUGAGAGCAACCUGACCUCUCCUGCAGAUGAAACGGUGGAGGGCACUGAUACAUGCAUCUGUAUCCAAAGAAUUAGCCACCUGCAAAUGAGACAGCUCAGGCCAGGCCAAGACCUUGUCAAUUUAGGCAGGGGCGAUCUUGAACUCAUUACCAAAGUGAUGUUGAAGUAGCAGCUUUGCCUGAGAAUAAUCCUCCCCUGGAGCCAUAUGCUGGCAACUCCGAACCAGUUCCCGUGGCUGUCCUCUGGUAAAUUGUUCAAGGUCUGUAUGCCUUGGCUAUUGGAUUGAGCUUGAGGGAUUCUAUUGCCUUAUUUUUCUUUUCCAGGGGAGGCAGUGCUUGACCUUCCUCUACGGGAGAUUUUUCCGCUUGAAUGUUUGCUGGCUACAUUUGAAAUACUGUCCUCUGGAUUCACUUCAUCAUCAACAUCAUCAUGAUCCCUUCAAUGUUUGUUCAGAACCUGGUACAAUUCCCAUCAAAAAAACAUGAACACCUUGGGCUUCAUCACACAGAUAAGGAGAUCAUCAAGAACCCCUUGCACCUUUGCUUUAUCAUUGGUUUGCAUAAACACUUGCACCUUUUCUCUUUAUUUAGCUUGGCUUUACGAGUGUUUUGUAACCUUUCAAACUUUUAAAAUCCUUUUGAAAUCCUUUGCAGUUAAUGUUAAAACACGUUUUUCUUCGUCCUUUUGCUAGCGACACUGUUACUAUUAAUGUUUAUUUCAACUGAUUGCACAAUAGCCUCGGUGGGCUCUUUUAGUUUCAUGCACAUCCAUGAUGAUUUCCCAGGCGAUCAAAGCUUAAGUUCAAGUUAAUUACCCUCCCUCUUUGACCACCAAUGUAUUGGAUUUUUGCCCCUUGGAUGUAGUAAACAAUUGUACACACAAACGCGAAUGGCCAUUCAUACGUUUGUAAAUAAAUUUGACUACUCAUGUUGGGCCUUUUGAGUAAACGAACUGUAUCGGAUCACUUUAUGAACUGAUUCGUUAUUUUCUCAGUUCAGUUGAACAGAGCUCACCCGCGAACACGUGGCCCGCGCAUGCAUUUUCUGACUCGUGACUCUUCGUGAAACUUUGGUCAAUGACGCAGUUAGCCGGCAGAUAGCGCAGGGGGAUGGUGCGUGAUGAACGAGGCCUGUUUUUAUUUUUGAUUGUUAAAAUGUGUUAAUAUGUUAAAAUAUACAAUAGUGUUUGUUUAUCCUUUUGCUUUAUCUUUAUUUUCCACUUUCAUAUUUUUUUUGUAUUAAUUUCAGUAGAAUAAAGCAUAGACAGUCAUAAAGGCUGUACUUUGUUUAUUUGAAAGGCUGUAAACGCAUCUCUUAGUGUUGGGUCUUAAGCCUUUGUUGCAGCAAAUGGAGGAAUAUAGUGAGUGAUUGAGGAGAGGGAUCCGGUCAGUGAAUGCUACUGAUCCACUGAUUCACGUUGCAUCACUGGCUCGAGUCAGUUUGCGAACGGAUCACUGACUGAUUCGUUCACCAAGUGAACCACCAGUACGUGAACGGAUCAGUUAGUGAUUCGUUCGUCAAGUGAACCAGUUCACUGCAGGUCGCGAGUCAGCCUCUGUGUCAUUGCCGACCAUUGUUUUACAUUUAUAAUUUGCAUCGCCUGCGUUGUACUUUUAAUCGCCGUUACGAUGUUAAUGGUGGGGGUUGGACGGGGCAAACAUUAUUUUUAUUUUAUUAAAUAGUUUUUAUUUAACACAAAUUAUUUAACAGUACACCCCAGAUGUGAUGUAAAUUGUAAUGUUAACGCCUGCAUUUUUUUCAUUUACAACUUGUUUAAUUUCCACAAUUAAAUGUUACUGACUGAUUCGAUGAACGAAUCAAUUGAAUGAAUCAUUUUAAUGAGCUGAUCCGAGUGAUACGGUACAGUAAAAAGAACGAUGGUUCCCACCACUAGUACAACUCAGCUUUUCACCAGUUAACUCGCAAAACUCUCAGUAUUCACUGCACCACCUGAGUUGCUGAGUCAUGAGUGCUGGCUGCAAUCCCUUCCAAUCACUGACAUGAAAUCCUGAAUAGAGAAACGUAGAAGACAUACAGCAGGGUUUGAAGGACAACAUCCAAAAUAAGAUUAAGAUAAGAUUUACAGUGACGAGGACUGAUAAAGCCACUCAUUAAAAGUUUUUGAAUAGACACAUAUUCCACUCACAUUGUAAAAGUAAAACUUCAGAAGUCUCAAUACAGUGUGCCUUUCCCAACAGAUUGUUAACAAAUAUCUGCCCUUUGAUCAAACAAAGGUAGGCUUAUCUACACCAGCGUUCCUGCCCUCUUUUAUGCAAGUAUUCUGUUUCGUUUUCUUUGGUGUCAAGCAGGAAAUAAAGUUUUAAAAAAGAUUGGACCUGAAGACAAAUACUUAAUACAGCACCUUCCUUAUAUUUCUAGGUAACCGUGUCGAACAAAACACAACAGUUUUUCCAUAUUUUUUUCUAUAUCAAGAUGAUAAAAACAUAAAAUAAGCUCCACCUCUACUGUAACUUGAUGAGGAAGUGAAACACUGUAAAGCCAGUCCAACACUGUCAGUCGGACUGCAUUCUUGCCUGACAUAUCAGUUCAUUGGAAGGUCAGAGGAGGACUGUGCUUCUCCUGACAUGGACUGCAGCAGCUGAAAAAGGUGUAAAGUCUAUCAUGAGUACGUCUAAGGAGAAAGAUGAGAGAAUCCUGCCACCAAAUCACAGUCUGUCCCAGAGACAGACCAAACCUAAGAGAAACCCAGGAGACACAAGCUGUGUGUCCAUGAAGAGUAAUGGUUCCAUGGAUCCUCCUCUUGUCUUUAAAAGGACUGUGCAGAAUACAGGAGACAAAAGCUGUGUGUCCAUGAAGAGUGAUGGUUCCAUGGAUCCUCCUCUUGUUUUCAAAAGGACUGUGCAGAAUACAGGAGACACAAGCUAUGUGUCCAUGCAGAGUAAUGGUUCCAUGGAUCCUCCUCUUGUCUUUAAAAGGAUUGUGUCGGAUAUAGGAGACACAAGCGGUGUGUCCAUGAAGAGUGAUGGUUCCAUGGAUCCUCCUCUUGUUUUCAAAAGGGAUCAGGAGAAAUCAUCUGAGGAGGUUUACACUGGUCAUCAAACAGCCCUGAGCUCAAUGUUUGUGAUUCUGGAGGAGAACAUUCUUACUUUUGUGAAGAAUGAGUUGAAGGAGCUCCAGAGGUUUCUGGAUCCAGAGUGCUUUAAGAGCCAUGAUGAUGAGUCUCAGGCGAUUAAUGGUAAAGAGGAAGAGCAGAUGAAGAGCAGCAGAAAAGCUUUUCUGAAAAUCGCACUGCAGUUCAUGAGGAGAAUGAAGCAGGAGGAGCUGGCUGACUUCCUCCAAAACCGAACUCUUGGAGCCUCGUGUCACCAUAAACUCAAAUUGAGUCUGAAGAAGAGGUUUCAGUGUGUGUUUGAGGGGAUUGCUAAAGCAGGAAAUCCAGCACGUCUGAAUCAGGUCUACACAGAGCUUUUCAUCACAGAUGGAGGGACUUCAGAGGUCAACUGUGAACAUGAAGUCAGACAGAUUGAAAAAGAAUUCAGGAAACCAGACAGAUCAGAAAUAACAAUCAGAUGUCAAGAUAUCUUCAAAGGUCCACCUGGAAGAGAUGUACCAAUCAGAACGGUGAUGACAAAAGGAGUGGCUGGCAUUGGAAAAACUGUUCUAACAAAGAAGUUCACUCUGGACUGGGCUGAAGACAAAGCCAACCAAGACAUACAGUUCCUGUUUCCAUUUUCUUUCAGAGAGCUGAAUGUGCUAAAGGAGAGAAAAUUUAGUUUAGUGAAACUUGUUCAUCACUUCUUUCCUGAAAUCAAAGAAGCAGGAAUCUGCAAGUUUGAAAAAUUCCAGGUUGUGUUAAUCUUUGAUGGUCUGGAUGAGUGUCGUCUUCCUCUGGACUUCCACAAUAAUGAGAUCCUGACUGAUGUUACAGAGUCCACCUCAGUGGAUGUGCUGCUGACAAACAUUAUCAGGGGGAAACUACUUCCCUCUGCUCAUCUUUGGAUAACCACACGACCUGCAGCAGCCAAUCAGAUCCCUCCUGAGUGUGUUGACAUGGCAACGGAGAUCAGAGGGUUCACUGACCCACAGAAGGACGAGUACUUCAGGAAGAGAUUCAGAGAUGAAGAGGAGGCCAGCAGGAUAGUCUCCCACAUUAAGAGAUCACAAAGCCUCCACAUCAUGUGUCACAUUCCAGUCUUCUGCUGGAUCACUGCUACAGUUCUGGAGAAUGUGUUGAAAACCAGAGAGGGAGGAGCACUACCCAAGACCCUGAGUGAGAUGUACAUUCACUACCUGGUGGUCCAGACCAAAAUGAAGAAGGUCAAGUAUGAUGGUGGAUCUGAGACAGACCCACACUGGAGUCCAGAGAGCAGGAUGAUGAUUGAGUCUUUGGGUAAACUGGCUUUUGAUCAACUGCAGAAAGGCAACAUGAUCUUCUAUGAGUCAGACCUGACAGAGUGUGGCAUUGAUAUCAGAGCUGCCUCAGUCUACUCAGGAGUGUUCACACAGAUAUUUCAGGAGGAGAGAGGCCUGUAUCAGGACAAGGUCUUCUGCUUCAUCCAUCUGAGUGUUCAGGAGUUUCUGGCUGCUCUUCAUGUCCAUCUGACAUUCGUCAACACUGGUGUCAAUCUGCUGUCAGAAGAACCAUCGGCUUCUCUUCUGGACACAUCUGAUCCAUUUUCUUUCUACCAGAAUGCAGUGGACAAGGCCUUACAGAGUCCAAACGGACACCUGGAUCUAUUCCUUCGGUUCCUCCUGGGUUUUUCACUUCCGACCAAUCACACUCUUCUAGGAGACCUUCUGAAGCACAGGAAAACAAAUUCUUCAACAACUGAGCAAACAGUUGAAUACAUCAAGUCCAAGUGCUGUGAAAUGUCAAGUUCUGACAAAAACAUCAACCUCCUUCACUGUCUGAUGGAGUUGGAGGACACUUCUCUAAUAGAGCAUAUUCAGAAACUUAUCAGAACAGGAGAACUGUCCACGGAUACAUUUUGUCCGGCUCAGUGGUCAUCUCUGGCCUUCAUCUUACUGGCUGCAGAUGAAAAUUUGGACAUGUUUGACCUGAAGAAAUACUCUGCUUCAGAUGAGGCUCUGGUGGGGCUGCUGCCAGUGAUCAAGGCCUCCACUAAAGCUGUGUUGAGUUGCUGCAAUCUGUCAGAGAGAAGCUGUAAAGUUCUGGCCUCAGUUCUCAGUUCCUAUUCUUGCACUCUGAAAGAGCUGGACCUGAGUAACAACGACCUGCAGGAUUCAGGAGUGGAGCUACUCUGUGAAGGACUACAGAGUCCUCACUGUUCACUGGAAACUCUCAGGCUGUCAGGCUGUCUAAUCACCAAGAGAGGUUGUGCUUCACUGAACUCAGCUCUGAGUUCCAACUUCUGUCAUCUGAAAGAGUUGGACCUAAGAUACAAUCACCCAGAAGACUUGGGAGUGAGGCAACUUUCUGCUCGACUGGAGGAUCAAAACUGUAGACUGGCCUCUCUCAGGAAGGACCACAGGGGAUCACAGUUCAUGCAACCUGGCCUGAAGAAGUAUGCCUGUGAACUCACACUGGACCCAAACACAGCACACAGAAACCUCGUACUGUCAGAUCAUAACAGAAAAGUAACAGCAGGGAAAAGAAAGCAGUCAUAUCCUGAUCAUCCAGAGAGGUUUGACUUCUGGAAACAGCUUCUGUGCACAGAUGGCCUGACUGGACGGCGUUACUGGGAGGUUGAGUGGACAGGACAGGUUUAUGUAGGAGUGACUUACAGAGGAAUCAAACGAAAAGGAGCAGAUAACGACUCCUGCAUUGGAAGGAAUGAUCAGUCUUGGAGCCUUAAGUUCUCUGAUGAUGAAUGCUAUGGCCUGUAUAAUGAUAACAGAAUUUUCAUCCCAAAACGUCCUUCCAACAGUGAAAGGAUUGGAGUAUAUCUGGACUGGCGUGCUGGCACUCUGUCCUUCUUCAUUGUCUCCUCUGACAAACUGAUCCACCUUCAUACCUUCUACACCACAUUCACUGAGGCUGUCUACCCUGCUUUCAGGAUUAGGACGGAGCCAUUAAACUCAUCAGUGUCACUGUUACCUCUAUCACAUCGGAAACACCAGGUUGACACCCAGGUCGACUUGCCUUAGGUGCGCUUUCACAUUGCCGCAGUCCCACGUCUGACCUUCUGCUGUGAAAGUUGUGUGUAAUUUUUUUCCUCCCUCUCAUACUUCAUCGCAUCGACAACAUCAUCAUUACAUAUUUAAGUGUGCUGCAUUUCCUCUUCUCCACUGAUGCAGAGCUCGCGGAUAUCACGGUUAGUGUCAUUGCGUUGCCAUGAUCAAUAAUAAAGUUUGCCAUAUCACUGUAUAAGCUAUAUAAAAACACAGCCACACAUGGGCAGUUUACAUCAAGAAUCCUCAGUGUAAUUUCCCAAACAUUACUUAAGGCUUAUUCACCUAUGCACUUAAAGAUCAUGUAACUACACAUUUGAUUUGUUUGAUUAAUAAAAUGGCACUUCAGACAUCAGUCUCUUACAGGAGUAGUUCACAACUUUGCUCUGUUUUUGAGCUGAUUGCAGCCCUGGAGCUUCUACAAUGACACAGUCUGACAGGCCAUCCAGUGGCAAAAUCACAAUUUGACACGCUGGUAUAUCAUGUAAAUUAACGGAUCAACGCGGCAUUCCCCUUCAUAGCUGAGCUGAUAAAAUCAUCCAUUCAACUAAGGUUUUUCGUUCAGUGUGAGAGGGUCUUAGGUUAGACACAGUAAAGCUCAUUCUCAUUCUGUGACUGGCAAACCCAGAAUUGAACUUCACAGCACAUUUGAAGGAAACACCUGAAAAUGGGACUUUUCUAAUCCAAGACUUAACCAGUCAAGACUCAAAGGUGUAACUGUUGCCAGAGGGGCUUCUAAAGGUACGCCAUGUCUAAAUUUUAACUUAGUAAAUGCAUUUUUUUUCAUGAAUGUGAAUAUGUCUGACUUAGUAGAAAACAUCAUGUAUAGAUUGAUGGCCAGCAGUGAAUGACAGGUUAGAUAAGUCAGUGGUGAGUUAUAGUCAGACUAACACUAAGCACAUUAUUAUGGAUUCUAUUUAAUCAUUUAUGGGGCAAGGAACAUACAUGGUACCUUCAGCACACAUUUUAAAUUGCGUCCCUGUGUGAGCUGUAGAAACAUGUGGUUUUCACCCAGUCAAUCAGAGAAGAUCAAGGAAACAUUCUGUGUGUCUGACCUGCUCAUUAGCAACAUGAGCUGUAGAAACAUGUGGUUUUCACCCAGUCAAUCAGAGAAGAUCAAGGAAACAUUCUGUGUGUCUGACCUGC